Neurospora hispaniola is the source of this 1798-nucleotide messenger RNA. Its product is annotated as Metallo-dependent phosphatase-like protein. The record is from RefSeq and is a predicted model, not a curated record. The transcript has a single exon. Bases 326 to 1444 code for a protein of 372 amino acids. Gene Ontology annotation, molecular function: hydrolase activity. Lineage: Eukaryota; Fungi; Ascomycota; Sordariomycetes; Sordariales; Sordariaceae.
CCUGAGACAAGCGAAGCUCACUCGAAUUCUCACUACCAAGACGUCUUGGAUUUCCAAAUAUCCGUCUGCUCCAACGCCGUCCACACAACGGUUCAGGGCUUUAAGCACAUCGCUGGGAUUCAGACACAGCAGUUACAGCGAGCUACAAGCAUAAGGAACAGUGGAACCCUACGUCAUCCAGCUCAUCCCGGUGGUGUAAUCAGACGGUCUGUCACGGCCUCAACAACACGAUCUCCAGUUCCGAUCCCAAAAUUCAUCAAUAUUCACGCCGACUCACGAUCCGGUCUCAACACUCACAAACACCCAGAACCCAUCAACGACAAUAAUGACCACAUCAACCACCAGCCCACCCGACCCUACCACAUCGACAUCAACGGCGUCAACAUCAACAUCAACAUCACCAUCACCAACAAUCCCCACCCGCCUCCUCCUCCUCUCCGACACUCACAUCCGCUCCCGCUCCAAGAACCCCCUCCCGUUCCCCAUUCCCUCCACCCCCGUCGACAUCGUCAUCCACGCAGGCGACAUCACCGACUCCUCCACCCUUUCCGAAUUCCGUCUCUGUCUCUCCUACCUCCGCCAACUCAACGCCCCCUUGAAGUUGAUCAUAGCCGGUAACCACGACUACACUCUCGACCUUCCCGCUUCCACCCAAUUCAUCCCUUCCCAAUCCCACUCCCAAAAAAGGAAAAACGACCUAGGCCACCCAGGAGAAGCCCACCACCUCCUCUCCUCUUUCCAAAGCGAAGGGAUCUACUACCUCCAAGAAGGAACCCACACCUUCACCCUAUCCAACAACGCCAAGUUAACCGUCUACGCAUCCCCCGCCACCCCCGCCUUCGGCAGCCAAGGAUUCCAGUACACUCAACAAGAAGGCCACGUGUUUGAUAUCCCUCCAAAAGCCGAUAUCGUCAUCAGCCAUGGCCCGCCCAGGGGAGUAUUGGACGUGAGUCGCUUAACGAGGGCCUCAUGCGGGAGCGUCGAACUGUGGGAGGCUGUCAAGAGAACGAAACCAAAGUUGCAUGUGUUUGGACAUAUCCAUGAGGCGUGGGGGGCGGCGGUUGUCAAGUGGAAAUCUGACUGCAAGAAUGGGAACGAGGAGGUGGAAUGUGCCAAAGUGUUGGCAGAUCGGAGAGGGGUAGAAGAGGGGUGGAAGGAUUCGAAAGAGGAGAGGAAGCGGAAGGAGGAAAAAGUAGACAAGAUUGUCAGGGAUGGGUAUUACCAUUUGAAGUAUGAUGGGGACGAGGAUACAGAGCAAACCUUGUUUGUAAAUGCGGCGGUAAUGUAUGCUCCGGGGUACGUGCCUUGGUUGGUGGAUGUUGAGCUUCCGAGGAGUGAUGGGGAUGGGAAUGAGAAAAGUACAAUGGCCGAUGAAAGGAAUGGGGAGACAAAUACGCGGCCACGAGAGUGUUUGUCUACCAGCCUUCAACACUUGGAGCUCUGAUGAGCCUUGUUAUUACGAGUAAUCAACGAGCGCCAUAGAGUCAGAUCUGGAUACAUAGACAUUGUCGUUUACUUUGUUCCAAGAGAGUUUGUCAACAUCAUGGUCCUAGCAACAGUUCUUUGGACGAGUUUCAUCUCCAACUGGAGAUUCGAGUGUAAGAGGUGCCAAAGCCCGGGGGGAAUAGAGUUGGUGCAGCGGGAGAGAAAACAGAAGCGAAGCUGACAAAGCACUGAUUGGAGACGCUCAUCUGCAGAGGUCAUUUCUCCAUGAUUGGCAGGAAGGACCGGACUUGGGGGAGGAGUUGAGGAGGAGCAGGUUGUGACUAGCGCGACGAAAGAACGACGGAAGCACCCC